This is a messenger RNA of Symbiodinium sp. CCMP2592, 873 nucleotides long. Lineage: Eukaryota; Dinophyceae; Suessiales; Symbiodiniaceae. The record is from the annotation of a GenBank genome assembly.
AUGUCGUUGCGGUCGCUUCCGGCAGCUCCAGCUGACAACCAUGCGUUCGUGGUGCAGGUGGCUGUUGGCAAGGCGCACUCAAUGCUCCUGACGGAUGAGGGAGUCAUCUACAGCUGGACACCCUGGCAUGGUUUUUGUCUAUUGUUUGAUAAUGUUGCACAGUCUGUAGUUAUAGCAUGUCGUAGAGGAGAUGACAUAGACCUUCUCAUGGGUACGAACAAUGAAUAUGGCCAGCUGGGUCGAGCUUGCCACAACCAGGAUAAGAUGCUGAAGCCGGCUCCUAUCAUUGGUGGCAUCAAGCAAGAAAUCAUCGUCCAGAUAGCAUGCGGCCUGACCUGCAGCUGCACUUAUGCCGGUCAGCUGGGAGUUGACGGGUUCAGUGCAGCAGUGCCUGAGAGCGAGCUUGCGGUCACAGCUCCAACUCCAGUGAAGCAUUUUGAGGGUCAGGAGCUCCUUCACAGCGAUGAUGAGACCUCUUUGUGCGCACGCAGUUGCAGCUGUGGUCCCGAAAGCUCCGCCUGCGUUACCGUGCGUGGCGAGGUGUACGUUUGGGGUGCCAUCAGCUACUACAUGCUGGGGGCACAAAAGAGAUACGACAAAGCAGAAAAUUGUACAGUCCCGGUGUGCAUCAAGAGCCUGCCACGAGAAGCCUAUGCAGAGGAUGCAGGUCCUGAUCAGGAUGUCCUUGCUUGCAGUGUUGCGAAGCUUAACAUCGAAGACGAUAUGGCAAAUCUGAUAACGUCAUUGAAGAGUCGAUCUUCCCAAUUGGUCUCCGUGCGCCGCAUGAAGAGGCAGGGGUCGGUGCUUUUGGCUCACGCGUGGUGGCAUGCCACGAAAGCUUGGUUCCCCUCGCGUCACCUGCAAGACGAGUGA